AUAGUUUAAAGUUAUCCAUCCCAUCCUAGCCCUCCUAGCCCACUCCCACUCCCACCUUUAGUUUUGUGACAUCUCCCCCUCAACCCUCACUCCGUCGUCCAGCCUCGUCCGUCUUGCAACGCGCCGUUCUCGAACAUAUUCCCGAGCAUUUGAGCGUUUCGUCAAAAGGGCCAAUUCAAAAUGUCGGACCAGGAGAUUGAUCAAGAUUGGAAGCCGAAUGGCCGCCGCCCGCAAUCUACGAUCGCGCAAAUGUUUUCACAGGAACUGAUGGACAUUUUCCGCAUCGAUAACAGCGUCGCCGACCUGGACGAGCAGGUGGAUAAGCGGAAACAGCAGAUUAAUUCCCAGACGUCCGAGCUCGAGGCUCUCGAGGCGCGCAUCCGCGAGAUGGAAGAACGGCUGAAGAAGCAGGCAGCGGCCGUCCAGCCGAACAACAGCAACGCGGCCCCGCCCCCGCCGCCCGAAAAGGACCACCCGGCACAGCAGCAGCACAAGUACGGCGGUAGCCGGCCAGGCACAGCCAGGCAGAGCCAACAGGCAGUCCCAGGAGCACUCCCGCCCACGCCCGUGGGAAGCGAAGGUCCCUGAUCUUGCCAACCGCCGGACCUUACCGUGAGAGGGGGGUAGGCUAGGCGUCCCGGCCCGCCCCCUCCCAAUCCCCCUGGCCGCCUCCAAUUCUGCUCAGAAAACCCCGGCUUGCUCAGAAGU
Messenger RNA from Canariomyces notabilis, 708 nucleotides. RefSeq lists its product as uncharacterized. The coding region runs from base 181 to 588 and encodes 135 amino acids. The record is from RefSeq and is a predicted model, not a curated record. The transcript has 4 exons. Lineage: Eukaryota; Fungi; Ascomycota; Sordariomycetes; Sordariales; Chaetomiaceae.